This is a messenger RNA of Protobothrops mucrosquamatus (brown spotted pit viper), 1317 nucleotides long. Its product is annotated as zinc finger protein OZF-like. The record is from RefSeq and is a predicted model, not a curated record. Lineage: Eukaryota; Metazoa; Chordata; Lepidosauria; Squamata; Viperidae. Gene Ontology annotation, cellular component: nucleus. Gene Ontology annotation, biological process: regulation of transcription by RNA polymerase II. The transcript has a single exon. Bases 1 to 1317 code for a protein of 438 amino acids. Gene Ontology annotation, molecular function: DNA-binding transcription activator activity, RNA polymerase II-specific; RNA polymerase II cis-regulatory region sequence-specific DNA binding.
AUGGAGCCUGGGAAACUCUUGGAUCCCCCGUCAGACACAGGCAGCACUCCGGAAAACCACCAAAGAACCCAUGAAUGCUCAGAGUGUGGGAAAUCCUUCGCUCACCGGUCCCUCCUUUUGACCCACAGGAAGGUCCAUGUGGAAAGUGGAUCCAGUGAAGGUUUGGAGGGUGAGAAAUCCUUUUCUGGAAAAGACGCCAAAGAUCUCAGACGCCACCCCAGACUAAAACCUUAUAAAUGUGAGGAAUGUGACUUAUGCUUUGGUCAAAAGCAAGACCUUCUUACACAUCAGAAAAUCCACACUGGAGAGAAACCCUAUCAGUGUCUGGAGUGUGGGAAAUUUUUUCAUCGAAAAGCCCAUCUCAGACACCACGAGACGAUUCACACAGGGGAGAAACCUUACACAUGUUGGGAAUGUGGGAAGAGCUUUUCUCGGAAUUCAUGUCUUUGCGCCCAUGAGAAGAUUCAUGGAGGAAUAAAACCUUACAAAUGCUUUGAGUGUGGAAAAUAUUUCGCCCUGAGAACAUAUCUUUACAGUCAUCAGAAAACGCACAGAGGGGAGAAAAGCGAAAAGUGCCUCGAUUGUGGGAAGUGUUUUACCUUGAAAUCAAACCUGGUGCAACAUCAGAGACGUCACACUGGAAAAAAACCCUAUGAAUGCCCAGAAUGCGCGAGAAGAUUUGUAAAUUCUUCUGAACUUUGGAUACACCAGAAGAGGCACAAAGGGGAGAAACCCUAUCAAUGUGGGGAGUGUGGGAAAAGUUUCCUUACUCGAACAGAGGUUCAGAAUCAUGAAAGAAUCCACACAGGGGAGAAGCCAUUCAAAUGUGGAGAAUGUGGGAAAUGCUUUGCCCGAAAACCCAACCUUGGAAGGCAUCAGAGGCUCCACACAGGAGAGAAGCCAUACAGAUGCCUAGAAUGUGGAAAAGCUUUUGCUCAACAGGGAAAUCUUUUGAGACAUCAUAAAAUCCACACAGGGGAGAAGCCAUAUCAAUGCAUCGAGUGCGGACAAUUUUAUCGUAGCACAUCAGAACUUAGAAAUCAUAUAAAAGUUCACACAGGGGAAAAGAAUUUCAAAUGUUUAGACUGUGGGAGAACAUUUGCUCAUUUAUUUUCCCUCAGAAGUCACAGCCAAAUCCAUACAGGAGAGAAACCUCACAAAUGCUCGGAAUGUGAUAAAUGUUUUUCCCGUAAAUAUAAUCUGUUGAUGCAUCAGACAACCCACACUGGGAAAAAAACAUAUAAGUGUCUGAAGUGUGGGAAAUGUUUUGCCCAACCUUCAGGACUUUACAAGCACACCAGAAAUCACACAAGGUAG